AUGAGUAACAAAUCUGGCGAUAGCGAUUUCAGUGGUGGCGGCUGUCGAAAUUUAUUACGGCUCCGUCCGGUUGACUGGCUUGAAGAAGCCGAUCGUCAGCUAUACUUGACAACACCGACUGCUGGCAAUUAUCACGAGGGUCGUCCACAACAACAACAACGACGACGUAUCGAUUUUGUUCUUGUGUACAGUCUUGGCGUGCGCGAUUCGAUAAUCAAUAAACAACGUCGACAAGCAUUUCAACAACGACUCGAAUCAGUGGGUUUUAUUAUUGAAGAACAAGACAUUGUCGGAGGACUGGAAUCUAGGCAUAAUAAUGCCAAUGAUGACGAUACCAAUAGUGAAUCAGCAAAUCAUCGAAUAUUCGGUCGAAAUAGAAGUCGGCGGCGGAGGAAAUCUGAAGAACUACCACAUCAGCAGUCCGUGAAACGAUUCGUUCGAUUGCAUGCACCAUUUGAGCUUCUUCUUGAAUUGGCUGAAAAAACACGGAUGAAAUUACCCAUUGAGAUUAUAUCAAUAGAGAAUAAUGAAAAUCGCACGUCAUCCGUUCCAAAGAUGCCGUUCGACUAUCUCAUGUCAUGGUUACCGUUCACACAAAUCGAUCGAACGAUGUUUCCACCUGAACAACAUUACUUCCUUGCUGAAUACGAUAAAACACUACGAUAUCGUUUUGAGCCAUUAUUUGAUACACUACGUGGCAAUUCUCGUGAUUUAUAUUUCACGCCAGCACAACGUAGCCGUCUUGUUUAUGAUUGCUUACUACGUACACCAUUCGACACAACACUGGAAUCGGAACUUGAAGAACAGCACGUCUUACAUGGUACAGGUGAUGUAAAAGAGAGACGUGUUCUGGAGUUGGAAAAAAUCUUCACUGGAUCAUCGACAGCUGCAGGGAUUGAACUUCUGCUUCGAGAUCAAGUGUACGAUGAUUGCUAUCCAUUACAUGCUGCUUUGUUGAAACGCAUUGAGCCACAUAUGAUCCCAUCAUGGAUUAUGAUGAAAGGCGAACAUCGAAAUACAUUCGAUCGAAUGAAACUAUGGUGGUAUUGGAGUCGAAUAAGUAAUGUUCUUAAAGAUCAGCCAAUAAAUCAUAUAAAAGAUUAUUUUGGUGAACAUGUUGCAUUAUAUUUUUCCUGGCUAAGAUGGUAUAUUCAAAUGUUAAUUCUUCCUUGUGUUCUUGGUCUUUCAGUUUUCUUCUAUGGACUUUGGGCAAUGAAACAUGACGUGCCGACUAAUGACAUAUGUCAUAGAUUGGCACACACAGUGAUGUGUCCACGAUCGCAUCGGCAAUUGUGGACACUCGGUGAAGAUUGUCUCUAUGCGAAAAUGGCAUUUCUAUUUGAUAAUAAAGCUACAGUUGGCUAUGCCGCAAUUGUGACGGUGUGGUCAGCGUUAUUUCUUCCAGCAUGGGAUGUUGCAGAAUAUCAAUAUCAGUACGAAUGGGACACAUUUGAUUUGAUGGACGGUAAUAGUGGCGGCGGUGUUAAUAUAGAUGAGCCUCGGCCAGACUUUAAGCGUAAAGUACGAACGACACGUAUUAAUCCAAUAACUGGCUUCGUUGAACAAUACAUGCCGGCACGUGAGCGAUGCGCCAAAAUUGCUUCUUCAUUCUCAGUGGUUGCUAUGAUGAUUUGUCUGGUGUUGAGUUUUGUUUUUGGCGUUGUACUCUAUCGAAUUAGUAUUAAAGCUACGAUCAGCUCGACACAUACACCCGAACUCGUGCGUCGUUAUUCUCCAUAUGUUGCUUCAAUCACUGGUGCAUUUAUAAAUCUUGUUGUUAUUAUUGCAUUAAGUUCUCUCUAUGAACGUUUGGCAAUUUGGUUAACAGAUUAUGAAAUUCAUCGAACGGAGAAAGAUUACGAAAAUGCUUUGACAUUGAAAAUGUUUCUAUUUCAAUUUGUCAACUUUUACGCGAGUAUUUUUUAUAUUGCAUUUAUUAAACCAUGGUUUGCUAAUCCGCCUGGUGUCGAAAGUUAUAAAAUAGGAAAAUACAAAACUGAAGAGUGUGAAGCAAGCGGCUGUUUAGCCGAAUUAUCAAUUCAAUUGCUGGUUAUUCUUGUGGGCAAACAAGUGAUAAACAAUUUAUUUGAAGUUGGCAUGGUAAAAUUUUGGACAUAUUUUCGCCGACUGCUGGUCCAUCGAAAUGCAUUUAAACAAAUGAGAUAUCGACGUCACCAUACACUUCAUUGGUACAGCAAGCGACCACAAGAAGACGAUUUCAUGUUGGAACGAUGGACAACAACCACUCUAUUCUAUGAAUAUUUGGAAUUAAUCAUACAAUAUGGAUUUGUCACGAUGUUUCUUGUUGCAUUUCCGCUUGCUCCACUUUGUGCUUUUCUUAACAAUAUCAUCGAGAUCCGCAUCGAUGCACACAAGUUUGUAUGCGAUGUGCGUCGACCUGUGGCGAAAAAAGUCGCAGAUAUAGGUAUUUGGCGUUUAAUCAUUGCUGCUAUAUCCAAAUUAGCUAUUUUAACUAAUGGUUUGCUCAUUGCAUUGACAUCCGAUUUUGUUCCUCGCCUCGUUUAUCAAUAUUCUCGAAGUCAAAAUCGAACACUAACCAAUUAUGUUAAUUUCACUUUGUCUGCCUACGAAAUCAAUCGCCUUUCAGCAACAUCAUUAAUCAAAUUCAAUUCGACAAGUACUUAUUGUUUCUACAAAGAUCAUCGUACUCCGCCAUGGGACUCCAGACCUUAUCAGACGAAUCACGAUUAUUAUGUCAUCAUGGUAGCUCGUUUGGCGUUUUUAAUUGUUUUUGAACAUAUUGUUUUUGUGUGUCUAAAACUUGGCGAAGUCCUCAUGCCUUUACUUUCCAAAAAUGUCAAGCAGCAGAUUGCCAGAAAAAAUUUCAUGGUCCAAACGAUGCAUUGGGGUGCACAUUUAUAUGCAAAAAAUCCCGAACUAAUUGAACGCGACAUGCAGCGUAUCGCUGAUGUUAAUCAUCAACACCGACAGUCCAAUGGAGGUUAUGAACUUAUCUAUGAUGUUAAACGACCUAUCCGUCAAACUCCAUCGUCUCAUGCUAAAUCACCGCAGGAUGAAUAUCGUCGGCCAGGCUCAUUGAAAGAAAUGAAAGCAGAUUUGACACGUGCUCUACACACGAUUCUUUCAGAAGAUAUUCUCGAUUUAGGUAUACGAUAA
This is a messenger RNA of Adineta ricciae, 3138 nucleotides long. The record is from the annotation of a GenBank genome assembly. NCBI's taxonomy places the organism in Eukaryota, Metazoa, Rotifera, Eurotatoria, Adinetida, Adinetidae.